Chaetomium fimeti is the source of this 2676-nucleotide messenger RNA. RefSeq lists its product as uncharacterized. Bases 1 to 2676 code for a protein of 891 amino acids. The record is from RefSeq and is a predicted model, not a curated record. Lineage: Eukaryota; Fungi; Ascomycota; Sordariomycetes; Sordariales; Chaetomiaceae. The transcript has 3 exons.
AUGGGGUCCCACGGCCGAGGUCAGCCGAAUGUCUUGCCCGACGACGACGACGGGUGGGAGUACGAAUACUCAACGACGGAAACAGAGACUUACUACCUUACCCUUGAUCUUUCGGUCCGCGACUUCCUCGAGCGCAGAACCGACGACGUCGCCCACACUACGCGAACCGGAUACAGGGUGUGGUACAACCCUCUCUUCAACGCGCCGGAACCCCAAACCUCGAACCCAGAUCUCCUCGACGACAAAGAUGCCGACGACGAAGAGCCCCCGGAGCGCGAAGAAGUAGAUAUCGACACGGUUGGCGUCCCACAGCCGCAAACUCAGACAGACCCUCCGAUCGACCCUUUACUUGCGCAAUCAACCGAGAAAAAGGGGCAAACGGAGAGCCAAAAAAGCCACAGGCCAGCGGAGCAAAUCCAAGUCCUCGAGCUGCACUCAAAAGAGCCGAUCGUUUCAUACCGCAAUCAUGUGUUCCGCGGCUCAUGGUGCGAAAACAUCGGCACCGAGAUGAUUUUCACCCCUCACGAUGACCCGACGCCACUCCCAGCCCUCCGUCACCUCCCCCAGAACAUGGAUCUGCUCGCGGCGAGUGCGACGAGGAUCAACUUCCAGGAGGCAACAUUGGCGCCAAAAGAGCGGGGCAUGAUGUCGGAAGGUGUAUUUUUGGGCUUUGGUUAUUCCGAGGAGGAUAUCCCCGAGCGAUACAAGCGAAACGGGGGCAUUUAUGUCCACAUCGGCGGCGACAAGAGCGGCCAACGACAACCGCAAGCCCAUUUCCUCGAGGACUUGAUUGCCAUAAAACGGAAACGCGGCGAGACGGACGAGGUCACAGUCCAGCCGCUGGAGACGAGGCAGAACAAGCUCAUGGUGGAAGAUGAGGAAGAGGAGCGCCGCCGGAAAAAGCUACGACAGGACUAUGCAAGGAAUGUGAGAUGGCGCGACAAGAGACGGGAGGAAAGGAUACUCGGACUGAGAUCACCGGAGCGGAACUACGUCCCGAGGAUAGGAGGGAGACGGGGUUGGCCAAAGAGGGCGAGGCGCGCUGCGCUUAUUCGACGAGACAGCGGGGCGAUAUCGCGGUUUGGACACAGGAUGGACCGAACGAUUUUCGUGCUCUGGCUCCUACCACGGGUCCUGAACCCGACACCGCCCGAUGCGGAAGAGCGCGAACGAGAUAAAAACUGGGUUGAUACGUCGCCGAGCUGGGUCGAUCGCCAGGCAUGCCGCUGGCUGGGACUCUGUGGCAUACAACACAUACGAUGGGAUGCGCCUUCGCUCACGGACGACGGGCCUUCGACAUUGGACGAGCUUAAGUCGCUGGCCCUCGGAUUGAGCACAUAUUGGGUGUUUGGGACGAAGGUUGGGCUCAGUGACUGGGAGACGGCUCCGGCGGAGAAAGACUCGAGGCGCGGGCCCCGCGCGCACAGCACCGGCGGUGCACGUAUCCUCGAAGCGGUGCCUGACUAUGUGAUCGACCAUGCACCACUGGUGCAUCUCUACUCGGAAGAACACUUCUGGCCGUCCGACAUCGCCGAACAUGUCCGCCACAUGAAACCGUACCUGAGGGGUUCGUUGGUCAACACAACCGAACCUUUGGAUCCUGGGAACAUGGAGCAUCUCAACGCGCUGAACGGAACAGUCUUCGCCACGAGCGAGGAUGAUGUGGAGUCGAGGCCGGAGUGGCUCCAUAGCCGAUUUUCCAUUCCGGCACCUUUCGAAGACGAUGGUUCAGACGGCAAUGACGGGGAUGACGGCGCACAAGACCCCCCGCGGCGGCCCGACGACGAUUCUUCCUGGAAAGACGUCGACAGAGACCACCCCCCGCAUCGCAUAGUCCCGCCCAGGAUGUCAUCCCACAGACACAAGGGCCUUCGCCGGAGGCAGUCCGUAUCCGAAGCUCAACGCCCGAUUGUGUGGACUGGUCCAAAGGAUACCGAGGCCAACAAGCCCGGCCUUAGCGGCUACUCGAAGGCACCGGCCGUCCUUGUGCUCGUUGACAAGGGAGCCGGUAUCGUCGAUGCGUUCUGGUUUUUCUUUUACAGCUACAAUCUCGGUCAGACGGUGCUCAAUAUCCGCUUCGGGAACCACGUCGGCGACUGGGAGCACUGCAUGGUGCGCUUCCAGCAUGGCACCCCACGGGCCAUGUUCCUCAGCGAGCAUGCGGGCGGCAAGGCGUAUCUUUGGAAGGCUCUCGAGAAGCGAUCGCAGAAGGAUGGCAAGCCGGCACGGCCCGUCAUUUACUCGGCUGUCGGUAGCCACGCCAUGUAUGCGUCGCCAGGGAUGCACCCGUAUGUCCUGCCGUUCAAGAUGCUCAAGGACAUCACCGACAAGGGCCCGCUCUGGGAUCCUUCGCUGAAUAACUAUGCCUACUGGUACGACUAUGAAGUCAACAGGGACGAGGAGCGGAACUCGACAAUCCAGGACCAGACCAGUCUCGCACCUGCAGCCUCGAACCCAGAUCUGCAGACUUCGUGGUUCCAUUUUAAAGGACCAUGGGGGGAUGACAUCUACCCCCUGAGUGACCCGCGACAAUGGCGUUUGUUUGGCGAGUAUCACUACGUUGCGGGGCCGCUCGGGCCCAAGGCGAAGCGACUAGACAGGAGGAAGGUGUGCCAGACGGAAAAGUGCACCAUCGUGGACAGCAUCGAGGCGGGGAAGAAGUCGGCGUGGUACUGA